AUGAUGCAUUUAAUAGCAAAAAGUCGAGGUAAGAAUACGCAAUAUGACCCAAAGAAAUACUUUGAUUUCUUCGGCUAGACUAAUUAUGUUAAACUUUUUCACUGGAAAUUACACAUAGUCACCAUCAAACUUGGAGUCGAUGAAUUUUAAAUAGAUAAUUAUAUGUUUUACAUACGAUUUCAUAUGAACUUUCUUCAGCCGACCCAGAGUGCAACCGUCAUAUCCAAGAGGGCGACUUCCAGCAUUAUGUUGAGGUCUUUUCCGACCCAAGUCCAGGUAUGUCAUCAAGGCGUAUGUGUAAUUUAUUAAUGUAAUGCACCAUCGACCGAGUAACAUUUGAAUGAUUUUACUUUUUAGAGGCCGAAAUAAUGGAUUGGCUUUUUUUCACCGAGUAUGGCAACCCGCUGAAUCGGGGACAUAUUGAUGGCUUCGAGGCGAGUCGCCCGAAAAUACUUCCGGUGUAUCAUCGAAGUCGACCAUAUGGCGUGGUUCGGGUGACUGAGAACAAAGUUGUCCUUAUUAAAAAGUAUGCACAUACAUGUAUUUGACGAUUCUGUGGUGCAUUUUAGUUAGUUUUUUGUCUUCCUUUUCUCAAAAAACGUUGAUGGGAUGGGUUCGAAAGUAAUGCGAAAUGUCAUAAAAUAGCAUCUCGUGAAUGUCUUUUUUAUAAUCCGUAUUCUUACACAAGGAUGACAAAAGUGUAUUUUAAACAAAAUCUUAGGAGUCGUUUAGUCGGGACAAAAAAUCCUGAAAUUUUGCACCGUGCGGUUUUUGCGCGGUUUCACUCUGAAAAAAAAACGAUUUUCCGCUUCGAAAAAGGAAUCCUUCGAUUGCGACCCCGCUCGAUUGCGACCUCGCAUCGAUUGCGACCCCGCAUCGAUUGCGACCCAAAAUGGGGUAAAGCGACCCCGGGAUGAAAAUUCCUUGAUUCUCUUCGGGAAAAACUUGCUUUAGGGGUUUUCGAGGGUGCUGAUUUCGAAAAUGAUGUUCAUUUUACCUCUAGUACUACAUAGUGCUGUCUGAUACUAUAUAGUACGAAGUGAAAAUAUCGCUUUUGACGUUAAAUACUCGAUUUAGGGGUUUUCGAGGGUGCUGAUUUCGAAAAUGAUGUUCAUUUUCCUCUAGUACUACAUAGUACUGUCUGAUACUAUAUAGUACGAAGUGAAAAUAUGGCUUUUGACGUUAAUGGUGUUGGUUUGAUGCUUAGUACUCUUCAAAAACACGUUUUAAAGACUUGGUGCUAUAUAGUACUAUCUGAUACUAUGUAGUACGAGGUGUAAAGUUGGCCUUUAGGCGUUCGUGGUGUUGUUCUGGUGCUUAGUAAGCCUAUUUUUACUUCGUACUAUAUAGUAUCAGACAGUACUAUAUAGCACCAAGUCUUUAAAACGUGUUUUUGAAGAGUACUAAGCAUCAAACCAACACCAUUAACGUCAAAAGCCAUAUUUUGACUUCGUACUAUAUAGUAUCAGACAGUACUAUGUAGUACUAGAGGAAAAAUGAACAUCAUUUUCGAAAUCAGCACCCUCGAAAACCCCUAAAUCGAGUAUUUAACGUCAAAAGCCAUAUUUUGACUUCGUACUAUAUAGUAUCAGACAGCACUAUGUAGUACUAGAGGAAAAAUGAACAUCAUUUUCGAAAUCAGCACCCUCGAAAACCCCUAAAGCAAGUUUUUCCCGAAGAGAAUCAAGGAAUUUUCAUCCCGGGGUCGCUUUACCCCAUUUUGGGUCGCAAUCGAUGCGGGGUCGCAAUCGAUGCUGGGUCGCAAUCGAUGCGGGGUCGCAAUCGAUGGAAUUCUCCGAAAAAUGGGAAUCGCGCGCGACGUAAGGCAAAAAAAUGCACUGUGCAAAUGCACUUUUUGGGUCAAACGCACCAUGCAAAGCACUUUUUUUCGAGAUUUUCGCAGCAACGACUCAAAACGUUCAAAUCCGCACAGUGCAAAAUUAUCAGGACUUUUUGUUCCGACAGUAUGUAAAAUUAACCAUUGCCAGAGUUGAUUCUUACGCAACGUUUGCAAUUAUUUACUUGACAUUUUUUAACAACUUUUUCACUGACUUGAAGACCAUUGCGCAACAAACGAUAAACGUUGUCAUUUUUGAACAUUUUAGAGACCUCCAGAAACUCGUCCUUCAUCUGCGUGUUCCCCAUGCCGACAAAGCGUUUGUCUUCAAAAAUUUUGUCUUUCUCAGUCCAACCUCAUACAUUGACCUCACCGAACUUGCUCCCAAGCAUGAAAUUGUAUAUACAAGACGGCCCAGCGCCGCGGAUAUCGGAGCUUAUGGACUAAUCAAGAGCUAUUUGUCGGCCUCCCCUGACCCUUUGUUAACCACGGAAACUACGGAUGCGAUGGGAAAAGAGUGUUUUACUGGAAAUGUAAGGCAGUUGUGCUCUCCUUUACAUUUAUUUUAGUUUUACUGUGUAAUUGAUCAAACGACCGGAGAACUGAAAGGGUCCUUCAAUCAGAUAUAUUAUUCUGGCAAUGAGGUGUCCAUAUUUCAGUGGAACGAGAUCUAUGGCGGACAAUAUGUCAUUGAUCAUGUUACUGGGUAGGUGUCUCAUGGAGAUAUUUAAUAUAUUUUUGUAGUCAUUGCUUCCGGAUCAAUCGAAAGAUGCGAACUUUCCGAGGCAAUGAACCUUUGACAUCGAGGAAUGACAGUUUCCCCGAGAUUCUCACAAAGUAUCCUUUCGUAAUGAGCGAGGAUGUUUUUCUUACCAGGAGGUUUAUGCUGAUAGACGAAGAAAUUGAUCAAAUGGAAGGGGAAGAUGAAUAUCCGAUAGUUCCUGAGACCACGGCAGUUGUCACAACAACUGAAGAGACUACUACAACCACUGUAACAACUACUCGAGAGGCGAUGACAAGCACCGCAACUCCUCAUUGGCAUGAUCAUCAAGUUGAAGAUGGCUAUGACACUAGGCAAGGAGAUAACUGGUAUGAUUUUGAUACUAAAUAGAACAUAUCGAAUAUACUAAUCUCUAAUUUCAUUGCAAACAACUUCCAGGAACUACGGAGAGUACAAUUAUGACCGUCCAAUGGAAGACAAAGUCAUCUCCAACACCCCGAAAAUUACCGUAUCCACUGCCAGACUGCGUGUUUUCCACGUAAAAAGCUCAAGUUGCACACAUUUCCCAUCCAUUCCAGUUGUAUUUUAUCCAUUCCUUUUGCUGCUGACCUACCAAUUGCAAUAA
This is a messenger RNA of Bursaphelenchus xylophilus (pine wood nematode), 3183 nucleotides long. NCBI's taxonomy places the organism in Eukaryota, Metazoa, Nematoda, Chromadorea, Rhabditida, Aphelenchoididae. The record is from the annotation of a GenBank genome assembly.